Molecule: messenger RNA, 3064 nt
Organism: Tachysurus vachellii
Lineage: Eukaryota; Metazoa; Chordata; Actinopteri; Siluriformes; Bagridae
Gene: rnf146
Product: ring finger protein 146
Exons: 2
Coding region: 180-1394 (404 amino acids)
Biological process (GO): ubiquitin-dependent protein catabolic process; Wnt signaling pathway
Cellular component (GO): nucleus; cytoplasm
Molecular function (GO): poly-ADP-D-ribose binding; ubiquitin protein ligase activity; zinc ion binding
Source: RefSeq, a predicted model, not a curated record
UCAUACAUCACUGUUUUUUUCUGUGGGACCGAAAACAUCGCAGGUUUCUUUUAAACAGCUUUCUGUUUGUACAUUUACUAUUUUUUGACAUUAAAAAAAUGAAAAGUCGUUCUGUUUACAGCAGAUGAGCGAAUAAUAAAUCUUGAAAGAAGGGCGAGACUUUGGGGGAUUUUGACAGAAUGGCUAGCUGUGGAGAGGUCAAUCACUCCAUUGACGCACUGACCUCGGGUAAAAAAGUGGCCGGCGUAAGAGACGGCAGUGGAAGCCCCUCCCCUUCUCCUCCCCCUUCACUUCCUGUACCGGAGUGCGCUAUAUGUCUGCAGAGUUGUGUCCACCCUGUGCGCCUUCCCUGCGGCCACGUCUUCUGCUUCCUGUGUGUGAAGGGCGCAUCCUGGCACAGCAAGCGCUGCGCGCUCUGCAGACAGGAAGUGCCUGAGGACUUCCUGGAUCGUCCCACGCUGCUUUCUCCAGAGGAGCUGAAGGCCACAGCGACAGGGGGGCGGAGCUUAGGUGGGCAUGCCUGGUACUAUGAAGGAUGCAACGGUUGGUGGCAGUAUGACGAGCGCACUAGUCGCGAGCUGGAGGAGGCAUACCGCGAGGGGAAGAAGAGCGCAGAGAUGCUGAUCGCCGGCUUCCUGUACGUGGCUGACCUGGAGAACAUGGUGCAGUACCGACGCAACGAGCACGGCCGGCGCCGGAGAAUGAAGCGUGAUGCUGUGAAUGUUCCUAAAAAGGGCGUGGCUGGACUAAGGCUGGAUCCAGAACCCACGACUGGAUCUGGGUCUAACUCUGUUCCUGGAUCCGGACCAGUUUCUCCUGCAUUUCCUGUCCCUGGACCCACAGAUUCGGAUGUAAACUCAGAUGGAGGGGUAACAGAGAGCGACGUCAGAGAGACAGACGUCCGGACAGAGAGACGGCUGAGAGAGAGACAGAGAGACAGAGUGUCUCCAGGAUCCACUGAUCCUACAGCCGCCGCUUUGUCACAGGGUUCAGAAGUCGCAACAUCGGAGAGGGAGAACUCUGCAGACGGAGCCGAUAUAAGUGGAGCGAUUCGCUUUCAGGCUACGUCUGCCCCGCCCCCAAUCCGUCCUCCCGUCAUGCUGGGAGGUGACCACGACCUUCAUCAUAAUCAUCAACUCAUCCAAGCCAUUGCGCAGCUCCACAUUGGCCGAUCUGCACCUGAAGAGGAACAGGAACAGGAAGUGGACGACGACGAUAACGAAGAAGAUUCGGUGGCUGCACCCGAUCCAUCCGGAUACGAAUCAGAUACCGGAACGAGCGAAGACGAGGAAGGAGAAAAUGAUGAUGAAGGCAGGAGGCAAAGACUGCAGAGAAUGAACGUCGGAGUUCGGUCCCGCAGUCCUGACGGCCAGUGCACGGUGACGGAGGUGUAGCUGUGGACCUGUGAACAUGUGGUUUAGGAGGAGCUUGAGGAGCAGGACAUGCACUUCUGUCUUAAAUGUCUUUUUCUGUACAAACCUUUGUCUGUAUCCCAAACUCUAACAUGUGGAAAGAACAUCUGGUUCAUUUUGGUGACGUGUCACAAAAAAACAGAGAAAUUUCUCCAUUGAAAAUUCAAGCUAGCUAAUCGACUAAUUAGAAAUCCGCCGCCUGUCUAUAGAGUAAACACACGCACGCAAAACUCAAGACUACGAGCUCCAGCUACUUCUGGACCGCCUUAUUGUAACUCGCUGGCUGCAGGUUCUCAGUGUUAAGUGCUUCUGGUGCAUUGUGGGUAAUACAUGCGUUUGCUGAGCCACCGAGAACAGCACAAGAAAAAUGACAUAACCACUAUUGUGAAGUAAAUCUGUAUAUUCUGGCAUUUUAAACAAUAAUAAAUAAAUAAACAGCUUGUGUGAGAACACUAAGAGCGUUUAGAGUUUGGGACAGAGCUUCUGUGUUCAUCUGAGUUUUACUGACCUGCAUCAUAUCUGUGUGAUACAUAAACAUGUAGAUACGGACAGACGGAAUCCCCGAGUGACAGACACACAGACACGGACGAGUGGAACCGAACGAGCAAAAAACAUCGUGUGAUGAUUUAAUGUUCCUUCAGUGCAUGUGGGUGUGUUGCAUUGUCUGAAUGUCGUUUUUUUUUUUCUUCCUCCCUUCAUCCUGUCUUUCUUUAGCAGGUGAAUGAGUAAUGUAGACGUGACCUUCUUUCCUUUUCCUCCCACACACAAAGCUGAGCUCCAAAAAUCUGUCCCUUGUGUAUUUGUCCUUUUCAUUUGUCCUUUGCUUUACUUUAUAGAGCUCACUCUCUCUCUUGUGUGCUCUCUCUCUCUCUCUCUCUCUCUCUCUCUCUCUCUCUCUCUCUCUCUCUCUCUCUCUCUCUCUCGUGCGCUCUCUGUCUCUUUCUCGCUCUCUCUCUCUCUCUCUCUCUCUCUCUCUCUCUCUCUCUCUCUCUCUCUCUCUCUCUCUCUCUCUCUCUCUCUCUCUCUCUCUCUCUCUCUCUCUCUCUCUCUCUUUCUUUUUCUUUCUUUCUCUUUGACUUGCUCUCUUUGUUUCCUCACUGUGCCAGGCUGUCUCUGUCUCUCUGUCUCUCUCUCUCUCUCUCUCUCUCUCUCUCUCUCUCUCUUUGACUUGCUCUCUUUGUUUCCUCACUGUGCCAGGCUGUCUCUGUCUCUCUCACACACUCAUUGUGUAACAGGACCGAACUCAGUGUUUCAUCACAUUUUAGUAGAACCACAACUCCAGAUGUGUGUGUGUGUGUGUGUGCGCACUCGCUCUAUGUCUCAUAUCUCAUCAGAGUUUUUUUUAUCAUGUAUUACUGUAAUGCGUUUGAAGGAAGUGCCCGUGCCCCAGGCUGAGACGCUGUGAAUUCUGUGGCGUUUUAUUGGAGGAUUUUAUUGUAGUUCUUCUUCAGCGUCCGGGUCUGAGAUUUUAAUCACUGUUUGCUUUUCCACUCUCGAUUCUCCUGUCAGUUGAUUUGGGAUUUUAAGUUUGUUAUUAAACAGAAAGAAACAAUUAUAACUUCUUUUGCUGUACCUUGUUUUAAUGGUGGUGUAUUUUCUUUUGUUACUAAGUCGAUUGAAUUAAUAAAGUGUUGUCUAUUAUUUGUCUGAAA